AUGGCACCGAUUCUUGUUGCCACUGCCCCUGCCCAGCAGCAGCAGCAGCAGCAACAGGUGGAAGGUGGGCCGAGACCCUUUCAGCGAACUUGGGACCAAAAGUGUCCAAUAUCCGAUAUCAUGACGACCGAUGUGUCGCCAAUGUUGGCCUGGCGGAAAAUCAAUCCGGUCAUAGUUCCGGUCACGUCCCCGGCCCCGGCCCCGGUAGGGGGCUCACUAUUACAGGCACCUCAGAGUCCUGACUUGUCGGCGCCUGGGCCCUCGAAAAUUCCUGGGCCGUCGACGAUGCCUGAGCCCUCGGGGACGAAAGCUACUCCCGGAUGGCCCAACCAAGAGGCGUGCGCAGCAUUUGAGCACGCCUCAAAGCAGUGCACAAUCCUUGAUCUCGGCGCCGAAACAACGUGCGGCUUUAGUCUUGGCUCCAGCUGCAGCUCCAGCUCCAGCCUCGGCUGCGACUCCUGCUCCUGCGGCUGCCCAAGUCACCGCACAACCAGCGGUCGUGGCAGUCGUCAACCAGACGUCGAAGACGAAGAAGGAGAACGAGAAGGCAAGUACGGGCCUAACGGAAAGAUGCUUGCCGAAAAGACGUGGAAGGAGCACAAACGUGCCGAAACGACCGCCAGAGAAGGGACGGUGCAGGAUCCCAAGUGCGGAAAAUGCGAGAACGGAGGAUACAUAUGUGUUCGGAAGGAAACUGGCCCCUGCAACAUCUGCAUGCGUAUGUCGGACGUGUGUUCCUUCACGGGUCAGUCCAAUAGAAAGAGGGAGGUCUUUAGGCGGGGGCGCAUGAAGGUAAAGUCGAAGAAAGGGGCGACUACUGUCACUGAUCCUCCUGCUGAUCCCGCUAUUCAACAGGCGAAACAGAAGCGAGGGCAAGAGCCGUCCGCCCAAGACGGGAAAGAUGACGACCAACUUCCUGACCUUCCUGUGAGUUUCGGGCAGCAGGCGGGUCAACCUAUCGUCAAAGACGAAGUUGAAGGUGUGGGCGAGAGUGGCAGCCAUGCGAGCGGGAGCUCAGGGUUGGGCUUGAGAAGCCGCACCCUCAGUACCUCGCUUCCCCCUGUGGUUCGGAAGAGGUCAGACGAAGUCGAGGAAGAUGCGGGCGAGGACUCUGGCCCGAGGGCGAAAAGACGUCGUAUUGCCGUCAACAAGACCGAUUGA
Colletotrichum acutatum is the source of this 1161-nucleotide messenger RNA. RefSeq lists its product as uncharacterized. The record is from RefSeq and is a predicted model, not a curated record. The transcript has 3 exons. Bases 1 to 1161 code for a protein of 386 amino acids. Lineage: Eukaryota; Fungi; Ascomycota; Sordariomycetes; Glomerellales; Glomerellaceae.